This is a messenger RNA of Medicago truncatula (barrel medic), 1188 nucleotides long. RefSeq lists its product as uncharacterized. The record is from RefSeq and is a predicted model, not a curated record. Bases 311 to 688 code for a protein of 125 amino acids. Gene Ontology annotation, cellular component: U2-type spliceosomal complex; post-mRNA release spliceosomal complex. Lineage: Eukaryota; Viridiplantae; Streptophyta; Magnoliopsida; Fabales; Fabaceae. Gene Ontology annotation, biological process: mRNA splicing, via spliceosome. The transcript has 6 exons.
CACGGCUCUUCUCCCUCAUUCUCUCCCAGUCACUUCUCUUCUCAUCUCCCAGUCGAUGCUUUGCUCUUCUCCUCUCCUCUCCAGUCGAUGCUGCUCUUCUCCUCUCCCAGUCGAUGCUCUGCUCUUCAUCCUCAUCGACUCAAGCUCCGGCCAUCUUCCAUAAACCACCACGAGACCGUGAGUCGAGAGUGAACAUAUUCAUAUUCAUCUCGCAUCAAAUCCAGAUCUCGAAAUCCUCUGCAUCUCGAUCUGUUGGUUUUAACCAUGAAAAAACAUUGAUUUUGCUGACCUAAUUUCAUUUCUCCAGAAUAUGACACCUCUCCUAUGUGCAUUUCUUAAUCAAGUCAAGGAAAAGAUAGGGAAUAAUAGUUUUUGCUGCACGUUCGGCUCACAACAAAUUCUCCUGUCAUGUGUCACCGACGAGCUGAAGUGGAAGCUCCACGAGAGCAGACAAAAAAGCAGCAAGACCUUUGUGAGGUUUGAGAUGCCUUAUAAUAUAUGGUGUGGAGGAUGCAAUUCUACGAGUGCAAAGGGUGUUCGGUUCAAUGCAGAGAAGAAGCAAGUUGGGAAUUACUACUCUACAAAGCAAAACAAUGCAAGUAAUUUCCCUUCCGAGCUGGAUAUUUUCUAUGGGAAACAUAUGUUGUUCAAAGUUGAAGUAGCUGAGGGAAAUCUUAUACAUAAUUGACAUAGCUAUGUGGUGAAGCGAAUCACUGAUGAUGGAUGAUGUGGAUAUGAUAAAAAGGUUCAUGGUAUUUCAUAAUAUCAAGGUUGAGGGCGUUGAUUCAUCCAAGUCUGCCGUUAAUCAAAAGGACACUGAUGUCAUCCAGGUUAAUGAUCGUGAGAAAGAGGAUGAACAGACGCCUUGCAGCAAAGUUGUAUGGAAAAGAUCAGCUGAGAAAGGUGUUUCAGAUGUGACAGCUUAUAAGUUGGAUGGGGACGAAUCUGCCACAAAAUCUAUCAAGCUGAAGUGUGUGAAGCUUGAGCCUAAAAAUUAGGAUGAGUGUCAUGAUGCAGUCCCUUAAUUAUAUUAAUUUUACAAUUGCCUAGAAAUUUUUGUUUAUGUAUUUUUCUCUAUUGUUUUUGUUUCUUGAAGUACUAUUUGUUCGUUGUCCUUUAAGCGCCGGUUAUGGUGUAUGACAUUUCAUAUCCUUAUUUUGUUUAAUUCGAAUUUUAUCGUUUCUUGAA